AUGACUAUGUCCAUUGUCAUUCUCUCUCUAUUUUCAUUAACUUUCGCAAACAUUUUUGUCGCAAAGUCAAAGAUAUCUCUUCCUCAAAAUAACAUAUUUGGUAUUGCGGCAAGCGACUCGGGUGUUUUAACAGCGUCGGGAAAUGCCAAAAUAUCUAUUGUCACAGUGAACGACGACACUUUCGAGACGGUCCGAACAGAUGGUCCAUUUCGUAGUUUAACCGAUGGGUAUAUUACAGAGUACUCCAAAUCGAUAUCUCAAUUUGUAGCAUAUGGUGGGGAGAAAGCUCGAUUUGGUCGAUUUUCUGAUACCCUUGUUGGUGACUUAGUUGACUACGAGCCUGCGUUUACAGGGCAUUCCACCUUCUUUAUUCAAGAGAACGUAUUAUCGCUUGGGUUUGUUCCUGAAUCGAAGAAUGGGUAUAUCAAAGUGUGUGAUAUCGGUCAUAUCCCACGGCUAGAUGCUCCAAUAGUCCAUCAAGAUGACGUUGUUAAGUCAACUACAUUUGCGGGUACUGGGCAUUUACCGACUGAUUUAAAGAGUAUGGGGAAGGGGGUAGCAACUGUGUGUGUUAAAGAUGCAUCGAACGUAUGUCACAAUCUUCUGUUCAUCGUUGGCGAUCAUGAAGGGCACGACUCGGUCUUCAGCUAUUUGAAGAUCUUUGAACUCCAAGAUUUGUCUACAACAAAACCGUUUUAUGACGAGACGUGGGGGACUUCUACAUACGAAUUAUAUCAGAACGAUAAAGGAUACUUCAACUUGGGCAAUUUGUUCGGGUUCACGACGAUGAAGCCACACUACAACGAACAAAUGAAAAUGCUGUUUGUCAUGUCUGAGAACGCGGACAUCGGAAGUGCGACAUCUACAAAGACUCCAUGUGUCAUUGCAUUCACCUUUUCAUAUGACAAUGAGAACUCUAAAAUUCGAAUGACAAGUAAAAUCAUAACUACGCCAACCUUCGAUUAUGUCAAAGUCGAGAACACAACUUCCUUUGGGAAGGUGAUGGACUCGACUGUAGUUGAUGAUGUCCUUCAUCUAGUAAUUUCAGCGCCAAGUGCAGUCGUACAACAUGCCACAUCUUCGUUUUCAAUGGGUAUAGUAUAUUACUACAAAUACACGGCAACGACUGGGUUUGUCUUUAAAAUGUAUACGGUGCCUCCCGUGUUGGAGAACAAUUAUGGCUUUGGACGGGGAAUAUCGAUAUUGAGUGAGGGGAAGAAGCGGAGAGUCUUUAUAAUCAACGCAAAGGACAAUCAAGUGUAUGAGUCCGUCAUUCCACUGUGUGGUGAUGGUGUUGUGACUACUGAGAUUGGUGAAGAGUGUGAUUCAGUCUCUUCCAAUUGUAAUGCGGAACAAUGUUUAUGUCUUGAUGGCUUUGUUUCAAUGGAUGGAUUAUGUGAGAGGAAGUGUGAGAGAGACACGUGUAAAUGCACGAGCACUGAUUCGUGUAGUGAGUGUACUUUGGAGCUUUUAAACAUCUCCACAAGAUGUCAAGAGUGUAACAACGGCUACGAGUUACUCGAUGGAAUCUGUAAAACGGUAUGUGGUAACAAGAUACGUACCAGUGACGAAGAGUGUGAUUUAGUCGAGAACUGUGAUGAUAACUGUCGGUGUUUAACGGGGUAUAUACCAUCCAGUGAUAAAGAGAACAAGUGUGUGGUAUCAAAGGUGACAGCUUUAACUGCAUGGAUGGUAGUUCAGAUAGUGAUUGGCAUCUUAUGUAUAAUAAUAGUUGUCAUCGUCGUAUUAGUCAAAGUCGUUCGCAAGAAAAUGGCGCGACUGAAUAUCAAUGCAGCUGGUGGUGUAGCCGUGUAUGCGUGCGGUUCGACGGCCAAAUUGGAUCAAUUUGAAGAAGUUGAAGCUGAACGGUUUCCAUUGUAUAGUAUCAACAAUUCCCCAUUCAUGUACUCAUUCGCAAACGACAUAUCAUUUUACAUCGAAGGUGAUAUGGAUCAUCGAGUCGAGAAGAUCGAGUUGAAGAAGAGAUACGUGUUCCAGUUGUUUAUUGGCAACAAGUCCCUCAACAUUGCUUCUUUUGCUAUUGGAGACCCUCGUCUUGAUAAGGAUGACUAUGAUCUUGAGUUCAUGCCAGACAAAGGCAAUUUACAAGGCGGUGACAUCAUCUGCAUAUAUGGCAAAGUGACCCCUUUACGAGAAUGUGCAGUUAAAGAGACAUUCACAUUGACGGUCGUGAACUUGAACACAUCAAAGUCGUUCAUUCAGAACAUUCCAUUGACUUUCUCUGCUGAGGAUUAA
This is a messenger RNA of Entamoeba invadens IP1, 2256 nucleotides long. RefSeq lists its product as hypothetical. Lineage: Eukaryota; Evosea; Mastigamoebida; Endamoebidae. The coding region runs from base 1 to 2256 and encodes 751 amino acids. The record is from RefSeq and is a predicted model, not a curated record. The transcript is spliced from 2 exons.